This is a messenger RNA of Effrenium voratum, 1219 nucleotides long. The record is from the annotation of a GenBank genome assembly. NCBI's taxonomy places the organism in Eukaryota, Dinophyceae, Suessiales, Symbiodiniaceae.
GUUGCUUCGACGGUUCCCAUGGUUCGACGAGCGGUGCCUUUCCGCCAUGGUCUCUCCAUGGCGCCCGCCAGAGCUAGGCCCAAGCUGGCAGUCCAUGCUGCUGCGUGGGCUUCCCGUCCAGUGCCAGAGGCGGGACAAGCGCGACCAGUGCAGGUCCACCGACAACAGCCCUCGCCUCCACGUGUGCGCCGACAGCGCCUGCGACGAGUACUCGGUAGGCUCGGGGUACUGCCCCGUAUACGCACCACUGAACGUCUACUGCCAGCAUCGCAACGGCUCCCAGGCGGUUGCCUUCACUCGGGCCAUCAACUGCCAAGCCAGCGCUGGCAAUGCGUCGCACCUCUUCUUCUGCCCAGUGCAAGUACCCAUUGCCGUGGCCAUCAUGCACAAGGCGGGGAGCCACGCGGUGGGCGCCUGGCUGCUAGGGCUGCACCCCCGGGGCCGCCUCUUGGGCCGGCGCUGGUUCGCGGCGCGCGGCCCUAGCGGCUUCGAGCGCUUCCAGCGUUGGCUCUUCGGGCGCCAGGGCUUGGGUGCGCCGGGCGCCAGCCUGGGCGAGAGAGGCCAAAGGAGCCUCUUCCGGCGAAUGCAGAUGGAGAUGGCCCAGCACAGCCUCAUCUCCAAGAUCUUUCUGCCCGCGCCGUGGUGCAUCUUGUGCUGCGCGUUUGCUACCCGGCGUUUGCCCGUGAUCUUUGUUCGGAACCCCUACCGGCGAGUUGAGUCGUACUUUCGACACCGAUUUCUGGGUAACUCGGGCAAAGCUCCUUUGACGACUUGGGAGGCGUUCGCCGGCUUUCUUCGGCUCCUGGCCGAUCAUCGGCGUGACUCCGUCUGGCGGGCGGAGGCUCUACCUCCCUUGGAUGAGCACGACCUGAUGCACACCCUUUCCUUGGAUGAGCUGCUGGAGGACGUCCGCUGGCCUCAAGCUGCGCGGGAGGCUUUGGCCCGCAUCUUUCCCGUGCGCCUCGAAGCGCCGGAGGAUUUCCUGGAGCUUCAGUCUGCCCUCUGCGCUGAUCACGGCUAUUGCCAGCCCCUGCCCGCGCUGCCCGACAUCUUCCCCCUGAGCCCUUUGAUCGCCUCGCUGGAACCGACCACCGCGUGGACCCAGGAAGCGCGUGACCUCAUGGCGGUGCUGUUCAGCUCAGACUUUGCACGCCUGGGCUACUGCCUCGACCCUGGCGCUACCACGCCCUGCCGCCCGCGCAGAAAUCAGAAAAGUUGA